Molecule: messenger RNA, 531 nt
Organism: Procambarus clarkii (red swamp crayfish)
Lineage: Eukaryota; Metazoa; Arthropoda; Malacostraca; Decapoda; Cambaridae
Source: RefSeq, a predicted model, not a curated record
AUGUUCCUCAUGGUUAUUCCUUAUAUUCCUCAUACUUCCCAGACCCCAGGAUCUCUGGUGGCUCCAAGACCCUACACCUUACAAGGACCUCCAGCAGCUCCAAGACCCUACACCUUACAAGGACCUCCAGCAGCUCCAAGACCCUACACCUUACAAGGACCUCCAGCAGCUCCAAGACCCUACACCUUACAAGGACCUCCAGCUGCUCCAAGACCCUACACCAUACAAGGACCUCCAGCAGCUCCAAGACCCUACACCUUACAAGGACCACCAGUAACUCCAAGACCCUACACCUUACAAGGACCUGCAGUAGCUUCAAGACCCUACACCUUACAAGGACCUCCAGCUGCUCCAAGACCCUACACCUUACAAGGACCUCCAGCAGCUCCAAGACCCUACACCCUUACAACACCCUCCAGUAGCUCCAAGACCCUACACCUUACAAGGACCACCAGCAACUCCAAGACCCUACACCUUACAAGAACCUCCAACAGCUCCAAGACCCUACACCCUUACAACGACCUCCAGUAG